AGAGACACCGAUUUUGGUCUUGGGUGAUACUUGCCUCAAGUUGGACAAUUAGCAGUGAACAGCAAUGGGCUCAAAGAGAUAUACCAAGUUUCAAGAUGCCCAAUCAGAGACUUCCAAAUAUAGCCCAUUUAAACCUGGAAAAGGAAUAAUAGUUGCUGAUAUUGAUGAGAUUUAUGGUGCAGCUGGGCAACAGAAAUUUGUUCUAGAGAACUUUCAGCUUUAUGCGGUCCGUCCAAAUUUGUCCCAGUACUAUGAGCCUUUGAAGCCCACCGCGGUGCAGAAAUUCCUGGCUCAAAAAAGGAAAACCACAAGCUUCAGGUUAAAAGUAGCAGAGUAUGAUCAGGAUAAAACUUCACUGAUUAUGACCAACAACCCCAUUCCAUGCCCAAUCACCGAGGAAGAAAAGGACAAUGCACCAAAAUACUUUCCAAAGGAGUUACUGCUCAAGGAAAGUUGUCAUCAGCCCAAACCCACCGAGAACCUCUGCCUGCCCCUGAUGCCUCAGAAGAAAAAGUUAAGAUCUGGGCUAAAACCUAUCUUCCCUCUGACACAGUUGAAAGAUUCUACAUCUAAACGGGAACAAUGGUUUAGGUUUUCCACUGACAAUGAUUUCAAGAGUGAAGGGAAAUAUUCGAAACAAUGUGCUUUGAGGAAACAGAAACAAAUGUACCCUCAGCUCAACUUUGCUCCAGUCUGUGAAAGAGAUACGAGGAAAGAUGUCUCCAAGAAGUUAGAGAGUAAAAUGUCGAUUUCCAAGGUGACUUGGGAACCACUAACCCUCUCGACGCUCCUGGAAGAGAAGCCCACCAGAACCGUGCCAGGGGAAAGCGCCUUCCGCUAUGGAAGGGUCCCGCAGUGGAUUAUCCAAAAUGCCACUGUCAUUCAGUGACCACAAUCCCUUCAGGCCUCCCGC
Messenger RNA from Microcebus murinus (gray mouse lemur), 913 nucleotides. RefSeq names its product testis specific 13 (gene TSGA13). The record is from RefSeq and is a predicted model, not a curated record. Lineage: Eukaryota; Metazoa; Chordata; Mammalia; Primates; Cheirogaleidae.